Lytechinus variegatus (green sea urchin) is the source of this 2172-nucleotide messenger RNA. Its product is annotated as monocarboxylate transporter 5-like. The coding region runs from base 8 to 1438 and encodes 476 amino acids. The record is from RefSeq and is a predicted model, not a curated record. NCBI's taxonomy places the organism in Eukaryota, Metazoa, Echinodermata, Echinoidea, Temnopleuroida, Toxopneustidae. Gene Ontology annotation, molecular function: monocarboxylic acid transmembrane transporter activity. Gene Ontology annotation, biological process: transmembrane transport. The transcript is spliced from 4 exons.
UUCUAACAUGGGUACGGAAAGGUCGAGCAAGAGAACCUCCUCUUCCUGGGGAUACGCAAUAGUUCUCAGCAAGUUUGUUGUACUAACUAUUGACACCGGGAUUGCCAAAUCGUUUGGUGUCCUUAUUCCGACAAUGGUUAAGCGGCUGGAAUCGGACUAUGCAACCGUUGGUUUUAUAUGUAGUAUGCCGUCUACCCUUAUGUAUGUGUUAUGUCCAAUCAUAAUAAUAUUUCUCAAGAAGAUGGACCGUCGAGUAAUCGCUAUGAUUGGUGGACUGAUCUGUGGAUCAUGUAUGAUAGCCUGCUCCUUCUUUACAAAUAUAGUCGUUGUCGGUAUCUUACUUGCUUUAUCAGGUGCAGGUUUAUCAAUGUCUUACAUGCCAACAGUGCUUGCAUUGAAUGAGUUUUUCCCAGAGAACUUCGUUUUUGCAAAUAGCAUCUCGCUAUACGGCUACACUGCUGGGUCAAUCCUAUUACCAAUUAUAACGGAACGAUCCCUGGUAGCGUACGGCUAUUCUGGCGCUUACGUCAUCCUCGGAUCUCUUGCCCUUAAUCUUGUUGCCUGCGGUGCCACAUUACGAAAGGCCCCAAGAGACAACACUACGAACGAAGGGGAAAACAUAGCUGGCAUGACGGAGAGGCAGAAUGGUACCGAUGGAAUGAUAUCCCCAAAUCAAUGUAGCGUAUUUCUGGACGGAGGGGAGGACGACGAACCUACUGAAGACGAAGGUGAUAAGACAGGAUUGAUUAAAACUAAGAUGUUGAACGAUCGGGAUCAGGGCAAACUACCGAAAACAGGAUCAACCUGGACACGUUCUUUCGUUGAGUCUUGUAAACAGUCGUUCGGGAUCUUGAACGAAUCCAUAUACCUUAUCUCCUUACCACUCCAUUUCUCCAUUUACUACUUGACCUUCGCAUGGAUGCUCUUUCUUGUUCCUCACGCGGAACAACUCGGCAUUGCCCCCUCCAAGGCCAUCUUUCUCUCCACAAUAGGUGGCAUCGGAGGAAUCAUCGGUCGGACCCUUAUGUUAAUAAUCAUCCACAAAAAAUUCCAAGUGUACACAGUCUACACUGCAACGGGAGUGGUCUGCACGACAUCGUUCCUGCUGGACUUCAUCGGUUCGUCUUACGGAGUACGAGCCGUGUUGGCCUUCGUCCAGGGAUACAGUUUCUUCAUAGAGGAUUGCAUUCCAGGAAAUCUGUAUAAAGAUGCCAUUUGUAACGAUGCGAAUUUCGGCGCUUCCAUUGCUCUUAGUUCGUUCUUGGGAGGACUCGGGGCGACGGCUGCAGGAACCUUCUCGGGCUAUCUAUAUGAUGUCACGCAUUCAUUCACGAAAGUUUUCAUCAUCAACGGCUGUAUUCACGCUUGCGUUGUCUGCAAUCUCGCCUUCGUAGCCAUCUUGAUCAAACGACGAAACGACAGAGCCACAUCAUCUUGAUUCAAUCUGUUGGAUACUAUAUUGUGAGUCAUAAAGGAUUUGUAUAGGGAUCUCCUUGCUCCAGUAGGCAAUGGAUUAUUUCAAAUGACUCGCAUCCGAAAUAGAUUUGUUCGAUAAUCGUUGAAUCAUCAUUAUUCGUAAUAUGUAUUUUGUUUACUUCAAAGUUACAGAAAGGAAUGACCUUCGCAAAGGUCAAGCCCUUCACACGAUUUAACGGGUCUGAAUACGAAGCCUAUAAUGUCUUGUCUACUGAAGCAAGUUUUAUAUAAUGUUACGCUAGUCUUUGUGUGAUGAUCCACUUGUCAAAGUUUCAAUACGGGUCUGUGUCAGAAGACUACAACACUACAGCGUCUGCUAGCUCAUUUCCUUCAAACUACAUGUACACCACAACAAGACACACACAAUGCAGUUGUUAAACAUUGAAUUUACUCCCUAUGUAGACAUAUCGGUAGAGUAAUAUUACUGAGUUUAUAGGAGUUUAAUACACAGAGCAGAAGGUAGUAAACACAUCCUGCAGCCUUGUUGACUUUGAGAAAACUGGGCAUAAGCGAGAUGCGUCCUAGAGACGGUUAUCAAAAUAACACCAAAGAAUCACUGUCUGUGUCUAAAUAAAAUUGUUCAAUCAUAUUGUAUAGGACAUUUUUGGGAGGUUGCCUUUUUUAAACUACCACUUUGGUCCCAUAACUUCAUCUUGAUUUUGGGCAAUGCGAUCAUUCGUUGAAAAUUUGUUCUUC